Oncorhynchus mykiss (rainbow trout) is the source of this 1802-nucleotide messenger RNA. RefSeq lists its product as uncharacterized. NCBI's taxonomy places the organism in Eukaryota, Metazoa, Chordata, Actinopteri, Salmoniformes, Salmonidae. The record is from RefSeq and is a predicted model, not a curated record.
CUGUAUAUAUAAAAAAAGUUUUACACUGUUUUGUAUAUUCAACAAGAAACAUAUCACACAGACAAGGACGUCUGUGAUAAUUCUUGCCAUCCAAUUAUGUUUGCUUGUCAACUAUCUCUCCUGGUCAAUUAAGUUGUGUAUGUUUAGGUGUUUAGCACUUAAGUCCACUUUACAUGUAUACUUAAUACACGUCCAAGUUUGACGAGUGCUAAUUUCACUCAACAACUUUUUUUAAAGUGUAGUAGACAUUACAGAUCAUCAUAGUCUAGCCCAUAACGGAUGACUGUUUUAGCAUGUAUAAAGUAGAAUAUAAAACAUACAUCAUCUUAACAAACAUUAUUAGAAUUAGAAUAAUUGUUCAUUACGCUGUUUAAACUAAAAUAUGUAUCUAAUUUAGCAAUAUACUGCAAAGGGGCCAAUGGUCUGACUGAUCUAAUUGGCAGACAACAUGUAGAGCCAUUUUCGUAGACACAGAUUAGGCCUAACCUAGUCCUGGAAGAAGCAUGACAACCUGCAGGCAGUGGUUUCCCAAAAGCUUGGAUUGCUCAACCCUAGGUUUUCCUAUAAGAACAAGACAGACUAUAAAACAGAGGUGGUUCUCAGAGUUGGAAUCAGACAUGAAGAUGAAGGCUCUGGUGAGAUCUCUCCUCUUGCUCGCUGUGGCUAACCUGCUGGUCAGAGGUCAGACCCAGACUGAGACCAGGUAUGAAGACAUCAUCACAGCUGCUUCAAAUCAGCUGCUGCCUGUGGAAGAGCAGGCUUUCCAUCCGCUUCUGAACCAGCUAGAAGUCGAGACUUUGAAUACAGAGGAUGUGGACCAGUCUGAGGUGUCUGUAAGGUUGAGCUUCCCCCUGCAGGAGACGCUCUGCAGUAAGGCACAGGGGCAGCAAGGCCAACCAUGCCCUCUGAAGAAAAAUGGGAAACGAAUGAUGUGCAGCAUGGAGGUCAGACAUCCGAUUCUGGAGAUUGGCAACACCCUCAACACUGACCGGUCUGACAUUUCUUGUGAAUACAUGGAGGCAGAAGUUAAGAUUCGGACAAGAAGAGGCAAGGACAGCGGAGGCCCUAAGAUGGGUAGAAAAGAUUCCAAGGGGGGUUGGAGAGGUCGUCCUGGGAGUGGCUCUCGUCCUGGGUUUGGCUCCGGCAUUGCUGGAGCUAGCGGAGUAAACCAUGUUGAAACUCUCACUGCAUAGAACAGCACAACACACCCUUUGGAUAACUGCAAGAUAUCUCCCCAAUCAAAGAAACUUCAAAAGCACUCAAAAGUUGUGGUUAAUGGGUGAACAUGAAACCUUGAGCUUCUUUAAAAAAAUGCUUCUGGUAACUCUUUUGUCUACAUUAUGAAUUGUUUUGUAUUUUGUAGCUAUCAUUGUUUGUAAUAAUGUACCUAUUCUUACAUGCCAAUCUUUGAAUUUUAACUACCGAAAAUUAUUUCCAGUUCAUGUUUACUGCACUAAUAAACUGCAAAAUAAGUUUUCAAAAGACACUGUGUGUAAAAUAUGUAAUUUCAUGGCAGUUUAGGAAGUUUUUGAGAGCUCUACGUUUUUCGUUUUUGUGUUUAUUGUUCUUUAAAAAAAGAUAAUUUCUCUGUUGUUCUGUUAGGCCGACAGUUUAGACUUUGCUGAAACAUGUCGGGAUGGUUUCCUGGACACAGAUUGAGUUAAGAGCAGUGACCUAUCAUUCAGGGCAGGUGGGGGCAGAGCCCCACAUUUUUAGCCAGACAUUUGCCUGUUUUGCAUGUUAUUUUGGCAUUAAUACGUGUCACAUAUCAGUUUGCCAACAAUGUAAAAAAUAUAUAUAUU